AUGGACGACUUGAGUGUUUGCCUUGGUGCUUCUUCAAAUCAAGCCUUGCUCUCAAAGACUGGUACUGCCCUGAGUAUCUUAAUAGACCUCUGCCAUGAGACUCACAUGCACCCAAACCUCAAGAAAGGGAAAACAGAGGUCAUGUUCUGUUUUCGAGGCGCAGGCUCUCGAGAGCUCAGACGACAAUACUACUCCCAGAGUAGUGGUUUUCCAGUCAUUUGUGAAAAGAAAACACAUCAUAUCUCUGUUGUGAGUAGGUAUUUGCACUUGGGAGGAAUCCUACAUCACCGAAUAGUUGCCCAUGCUGAAAUCACCCGACGUUUGGGCAUUGCCCAUCAGGCCUUUACCCAGCAUAGGCGUGUGCUUUAUCACAAUGCUCUGAUUCCCUGGAAGAAGCGCCAGGAAAUCUUUUCGACAUUGGUCCUCAGCAAACUCGUUUUCGGUUUUGAAUCAUGGACGUCUGAGACCCAACAGUGUCGAGACCAACUGCAUGCUGGCAUUGUGAAAUUGCACAAACGUCUCUUGGGAUACCGUUGCAUCGCACAUCUCACUGAUGAUGCUGUCAUCAUUGCUGCUGGUUUGCCCUCCCCCACUGAAAUCCUUCGCUGCAGUCGCCUUCGAUAUUUUGGCUCCUUGUAUCGUUGUGGACGAGAUGCCCACUGGGGUCUUCUGAAAGAAGAUCUGACUUGGGUAGCCAUGCUUGAAGAUGAUUUUCGAUGGCUUUGGCAGCAGUUGCAUAACAGCACAAGCCUCCCUGAUCCUUCUUUGCAUUUCCCGGUGUGGCAAGACAUUCUCAUGCACCAUGGGGGAUACUGGAAAAAGCUCAUUAAGAAGGGAGUAGCUCACGCAUGUCUCCAAAGAGAAAAUGAAGACAUUGCAGUGCAGAUGCAUCGUAGAGUUGCCAACAUUUUACAUCAGCAUGGUUGGGCACCAGAGCUCCCAAUCAACAAACACAAGUAUCAGAAACAAUCACAGGCUUUUGGCUGCAUGCAAUGUCGCACAACACAUGCCAGUCGAGCGGGGGAAAGUGCUCACAUGUUCCGUAGACAUGGUUACCGUGCCUCAGCCAGACAGCUUUUUGAUGGUACUUCAUGUCCGCAUUGUCUUCGUGAGUACCACACCAGAGCCAAGGUGCUCGCACAUUUGCGACAUGCACAUGUAUGCAGACAAAGUUUGAUUGGCAGAAGAAUAUCUUGUGACCCAACGCCUGGCACAGGAUCAACUGUUGACCGCGACUUGCAUGAGGCCACGGAUGGCGCUAUUCCCUUUCUUCUGGGACAAGGGCCGCGAAUUCCGGAAGGCAACCUUCAUGAUUUUGUCGACUAUGACAUUCAUGUGUUGGAAGCGCUGUAUCUCCGUUUAGUAGAGUUAGAACCUACUGAUGACCUCAUGACAGCCUUGCAAGAGGUAGUUACAUGCGUACAGGCCUUGCUGAAGGUUGACAAUUGGGCUUUCCUUGCAGAUGUUACGCAGCCAGACUCUGUAUCAAAGGUGUUGUACUGCAUGCAUACGCAGGACGGAGAAGACGAGGUAAUGUUGGGCACGCUCCUUUUGGGAUUCGCAUUUGAAUGCAUGGCUGCCCUGGCCAUUUGCACUGGAGCCGGACUCUUGGAGCAUCCACGAGAUCCAGAACAUCCAGACUAUGUUAGCAUUUGGCGUUUACCAAUUUUGCGCCUGCUUUUGAAUCUGCCACGAAUGAGACUGAUUUCGCUCUCAAAGGGCUUAUUCGGUGCCCCUUCACCAAAACCCACCACCUUCUUGGUCUUGGGUAUGGCGACAUUGGAAAUGGACUUGCAUCGACAUCGUCUUUCUGGUCAUCUUCCACAGGGCUGUUCGAUUGGCAAAGAUUCAAGCGGCAACUACCGAACGGCACCGCUGAAAGAAUAUCCUCCUUCUCUCUGCAUGGCGGUGGCCACCGGAUUGUGUACAGAUAUCACCAGCAUGGAUUGCGGUGAAGCUGAAUGCGAUCCUCCAUCUGAGUUCAUCGAAAGAUGUAAAGGCAUGCAUGAUGUUUCUUUUGAUGGAUGUAUCGGGCACGACGGAUGA
Molecule: messenger RNA, 2046 nt
Organism: Cladocopium goreaui
Lineage: Eukaryota; Dinophyceae; Suessiales; Symbiodiniaceae
Source: the annotation of a GenBank genome assembly